Molecule: messenger RNA, 1460 nt
Organism: Condylura cristata (star-nosed mole)
Lineage: Eukaryota; Metazoa; Chordata; Mammalia; Eulipotyphla; Talpidae
Gene: MRPL23
Product: mitochondrial ribosomal protein L23
Exons: 4
Coding region: 109-834 (241 amino acids)
Biological process (GO): mitochondrial translation
Cellular component (GO): mitochondrial large ribosomal subunit; ribosome
Molecular function (GO): structural constituent of ribosome
Source: RefSeq, a predicted model, not a curated record
GCCGAGGGUCAGCAGGCCUGGGGGUCUCCCUUGGACGGCCUGUGCCCCAUCCCCUCUGCUGAGGCCUGCCCAGGGCCCCCGCUCCCGGGACCCAGUGAGGUCCAGUGGAUGAUGGGCCGCCAGAGCUGGGCGGACCCCUCCAGCAGCCUCUGCCGGCCCUGCGGGUCUGCGGCAUGGGGAGGCCAGCUCGUGGGCCCCGAGAACCCCGCGCCCUCCUGCACGCGUCACCCUGGCAGUGCUGGCCUCGGUCCUCGGAGCAAGCCACCUCGUGCGGCCAGUCCGCGAGGGCCGGGGUACCCACUGUACCAGCUGGGCAGCCCCCAGCUCCGCGUCUUCCGCACCAACUUCUUCGUCCAGCUGGUGCGGCCUGGCACGGCCCAGCCCCAGGACACCGUGCAGUUCCGGAUCCCCAUGGAGAUGACCAGGGUGGACCUCAGGAACUACCUGGAGCGCAUUUACAACGUGCCGGUGGCCGCCGUGCGGACGAGGGUGCAGCACGGCUCCCACAGGAAGCGGGACCAGAGGGGCUGCCGCGUGAAGAAGCCCGACUACAAGGUGGCGUACGUGCAGCUGGUGAGUGGGCCUGGCCGCGGGGUGUCGCCCGGCUGGCCUCGGGGGACCGGCCCCAGCCCCCAGAGGGAGGCGGACGCCCAGCUGCUCCCCGGGGGCCUGCAGCCCCACGCCGUCCCCCCUUCUGGAGCCCUGCCCCCCGCUGGAGCCCUGCCCCCCGCUGGAGCCCCUCGGCCGCGCAGGCCCUGGAACCUUCCCCCAGUGUCCAGCAACCACACCCCGCUGCGGGCCCUGGGCUGGGGUGCGGCGCCGGCCGGGCACUAGGUGGCGGUAGCGCGCUGCCGGGCCUGCUGUCCAGGCGGGGCCCUGCCCGCUCCCGGCCGCUCCCAGCCGCGGUGGCUUCAGCCUGCCUGUGUGUGCGCUGGAGCCGGCCCAGGUGGGGCGGCCGUUGGCCUCAUAAAGGGGCCUUGUCCUGCCGUUAGUGGGGCGUCUGUCUUUGGCACGCAUGCACCCCGCCCCCACGCCCGGGCCAGCGGCCGCAGGUCCAAGUGGCUUGGAGCCUCCGAGAGGCCCUGCCCCGGGCCUGCUGCGGCCCAGGCCCGCGAGGCCACUCUGGGGAUGGACAGCGGCUGCCGGGGGCUCGGGCCCUGGCCGGCCGCCUGCUCCCCGCACGCACAGCCCAGCCACGUCCUUGUUUUCCUAGAGUAUAAGGCGAACCGGCCCUGGGACCCUGUCACGCCCACAAACGGCCCUCCUCGCAUCUCGGGGAGCCCCGGCGGCUCUCGGGGGUCCCCCAGGCUGCUGUGACUGGCUCUGCUCAUGCUCUCAAGUGUCACUUUGGGCUUCUGCCUGUGGGAGCUGGGGGGGCCAAUCGCCGCGUCAAGCCCAAGUCCCAGCACCGGGCCGUGGCCGUGGGGGGCCCCUGCGGUCACCCCGGGCCCGCCCCUGCG